AUGUCGACUUCUGCCCGCCGUCGUCUCAUGCGAGACUUUAAGCGCAUGCAAACCGAUCCUCCCGCUGGUGUUUCUGCCUCGCCCGUUGCUGACAAUGUUAUGACAUGGAAUGCUGUCAUUAUUGGCCCCGCAGACACACCUUUUGAGGAUGGUACCUUUCGCUUGGUGAUGAACUUUGAGGAGCAAUACCCCAACAAACCACCUGGUGUCAAAUUUAUUAGCCAGAUGUUUCAUCCCAAUGUAUAUGGCACUGGUGAACUCUGCUUGGACAUUCUUCAAAACCGCUGGAGCCCGACAUACGAUGUGGCGGCUAUUUUGACCAGUAUCCAGAGUCUACUCAACGACCCUAACACUUCCUCGCCUGCGAACGUUGAAGCCUCCAACCUUUACAAGGACAACCGCAAAGAAUACAUCAAGCGUGUUCGGGAGACCGUGGAGAAGAGUUGGGAGGACUAA
Penicillium malachiteum is the source of this 456-nucleotide messenger RNA. It is a transcript of the gene ubc2, whose product is annotated as E2 ubiquitin-conjugating protein RAD6. The record is from RefSeq and is a predicted model, not a curated record. Gene Ontology annotation, cellular component: HULC complex. Gene Ontology annotation, molecular function: ubiquitin conjugating enzyme activity. The transcript has 4 exons. Gene Ontology annotation, biological process: protein polyubiquitination; proteasome-mediated ubiquitin-dependent protein catabolic process; DNA repair. The coding region runs from base 1 to 456 and encodes 151 amino acids. Lineage: Eukaryota; Fungi; Ascomycota; Eurotiomycetes; Eurotiales; Aspergillaceae.